Oryza sativa Japonica Group (Japanese rice) is the source of this 2847-nucleotide messenger RNA. RefSeq lists its product as uncharacterized. The record is from RefSeq and is a predicted model, not a curated record. NCBI's taxonomy places the organism in Eukaryota, Viridiplantae, Streptophyta, Magnoliopsida, Poales, Poaceae.
CUCUGCUUCCCAUCGCCAUUGCUGCCCUCCUCUCCGUCUUCCUCCUCCCUCCUCUGUCGCCUGUUCUUCUUCUUCUCACGAUUUUUUUCCCCUGUAAAUUUCCCGGCGGCUUCUCGCAUCUCGUUCAUCGUCGUCGUCUGCUCGCGACUUGACGGACGAGGAGGAGGAAGAAGGGAGCGAUUGGUUUGGACGGUAAGAAAGGGAGGGACGCGCGGGCGGCCGGAGCCGGUGGCCGACGGCCAUUUUUUCAUGCGUGGCUCCCUGGAGGUCCACGCGAUUGGCAGACACGCCGCGUCGCCGUGCGCCCUGAGACUGAAAGCCCUCCCGGCAUUGGACAUGAUGAGGUACCAAAGGCUUAGCCCGGACUGCCUCCCGCUAGCCAACGGCGGCGGCGGAGGAAGCGGUAGCGUGACACGGAAGCCGGCGUCGAGAUCCUGCAAGGACGACGAUGGCGGCAUGGCCGUCGCCGCGGACAGCUCCCGCCUCUCGUCGUACCUCCCGUCGUCACAGCUCGAUUCCAAGCCGCUGCGCGCUCGGGCGCCGCAGCCGUCGUCCUCGUCGGCCGCCGCCUGGAGCCCGGCGCGCGACCACGCGCACGCCCACCACAACCACCACCACCACCACCACCCGUCCGACUCCUCCGACACGGCCUCGCCGAGCUCCAACGGCGCGGGCACCGGUGGCGACGUGCUGCUGCAGUGGGGGCACAACAAGCGGUCCCGCUGCCGGCGCGACGCGUCCUCCUCGGCCAACGCGGCUCCCUCCUCCUCGCAGCGCCGCCAGACCGCCUCCGCCGCCGGCAAGAUCCUGCGCCGCUCGUCGGCGCCGGCGGAGAAGCUCAUGCCGCCGCCGCCCCCAUCCACCACCACCGGGUCGUACACGCGCGGGUCCAACCUGAGGUCCGCUUCGUCCUUCCCGACGCGGUCCGCCGCCGCCGCCGCCGUCGGAGACGCACACCACCACAGGUCCGCCGUGGAGGAGCGAUCAGGCGGCGGGUACAAGCGGUCGCCGGACAAGGCGCACAAGUCCGCCCUGGACGCGGCGCUGCACAUGGAUUCCAAGAACAACCACCAUCACCACCACCACGACUCGUCGGUGACCGCAAACGGCGGCGCCGGCGCCGGCGAGAAGAUCGGCUCCGAGCGGUUUGAGCUGCCCCGGAUCUACAUCUCGCUGUCGCGCAAGGAGAAGGAGGACGACUUCUUGAUCAUGAAGGGCACCAAGCUGCCUCAGAGGCCCAAGAAGAGGGCCAAGAACGUGGACAAGACCCUCCAAUAUGUAUUCCCUGGGAUGUGGCUUUCAGACUUGACGAGAGGACGGUAUGAGGUGCGAGAGAAGAAAUGUGUGAAGAAGAGGCGUAGAGGGCUGAAAGGGAUGGAGAGCAUGGACAGUGACUCGGAGUGACGGCAGCUGGAGGUCAAGCGAGGCACCCAAAGCGAAAGGAGCAAUAAGAUUGGAGUGGAUGGAGAUUGGGCCAUUGCAAUCAAAGUGGAUGGGGGGAGAAGAAGUAAGGGCAAGCCAAAGGGAAGGCGAAGGCGAAGAGUGUUUUUUGUGUAAAUGGAGAGGAAAAAGAAGAGGAGGAUGUGCCGAGGGCAGGAGGUGCACGCGUAACGCGUUUGCCUCACACACCCUCCUCGAGGCGCCCGGCCCAGCGGAAGUGGUGGCUUGAGACGACGACGACGACUAUGCCCCGGGGUGAAUUUUUUUCGUUUCUUUCGGGUUUUGUCAGAGCCGGCCACCUGCUCGCACGUCGUCGCAGCGGCGCACAACUUGGUGCCGCGUUUUUCUCCCCGCGAGAGGCCAUUUUGUGGUGUAAUUUUUUGGGUGGGCUCCGUUGGCCCGGCCGGCCUCGCCUUCCUGUGAGCUUUUGCGGUUUGGUUUGGUUGGAAUGGUUACCCGGUGACUCUUGUGCAUAGUUCUUUACUAUUAGUACUAGUACCAUUUUUUUUCUUCUUCUUUCUCCCAUUCAUUCACGUUGGGCAAGUCUUCGGAACACCAAAAGUAUUCUGAAAAGGUUAAAAAAAAAAGAAAGAAUCAUUGUGCAGUCGCAAUGAGGCAGGAGAUUCUGAAUGGAUUCAGUAUGGGCCAGGGCCAGGGCUGAUGGAGGCUGCUUCGAUGGGCCUGGCGCGUCGCGGUCACCUGCAAAGUGCGGUAGUCCCUUGUGACGAGCUGACAAACGUUCGGCAUGCCGGACGGACGGGGGCUGAGAUAUCUAACGAGGAUCUUCUACGUCAUAUAUGAUGGAAGAAUCUGUUACAGAAGUUUGGCAUGGCUCGUCUAUCAGCCGUGCGAUUACACCGAAUAUUGGACACGUGUCGGCAUCUCGCGUGAUCAACUUGACCACUAUUUCCUUUGGCUUCUUCCUUCGUCCAUCAGUUGUGUGUACAGUACUGUUGUGGAAGAGGCGAUGAUUAAACUCUCCAAUCAUGUAUUCAUGUGCUGAUGCGUAUAUGUAUGUGCACGUCACAUGUGGGCGAGUAUGGGAGGGCCGUGAGGGCGAGGAAAGCGUGGUUGAAAAACGCCAGCGACCACGAUUUUCCAUACGCAACGCCGGCCAUUGCUGGUGAAGUAGCUCUUUUUUCCCCUUUUCUUUGGAAAACCCUGUACUACUCUUUACCCAGUUUGCAAUAUUUUAGGGUGGAGGAGUACUCCGUAUUUAGUUUAGGGGCGGAGAAUUUGAGGCUUUGUUGUUCGGACAUGGUACGAGUGGCGAACUGGCGGCGAUGGCAGCCAUAAACAGGAACACAAUUGUCUGUCUGUCUGUAUGUUUACUACAGACUGUUUACGGUCUCAUGUCCAGCUGUUUGAAUUUUGUACCUGAAUGUUUUUUUCUUUGGACAAAAAGAU